Molecule: messenger RNA, 858 nt
Organism: Rhododendron vialii
Lineage: Eukaryota; Viridiplantae; Streptophyta; Magnoliopsida; Ericales; Ericaceae
Product: F-box protein At5g07610-like
Exons: 3
Coding region: 1-858 (285 amino acids)
Source: RefSeq, a predicted model, not a curated record
AUGCUGUGCACCAUUGGGUACUUCUUCGAUUAUAUGGUUUGUAAUCUGACCACCCAAAAGUACGUGCUUCUUCCGACACUCACCGACUUGUCAGAAUCAUAUAUUAGUCCCGUGGUUGGAUCUUACUUGGUUUUUGAUCCUAAAAAAUCGCCUUACUAUAAAGUUGUGGUUGUUAGUUCUUCGUAUGACUUCGAUACUUCCAAUUUUUUUGUGUAUUCUUCCGAGAGUGGCUCUUGGAACAGCACGGUUGUCACUCCGAGGAUGCACCAAUGGGUGGUCGGACGUGGGGCUGUUUGGAAUGGAGUGGUCAUUUUGAUGAGUUGCUGGACAGAUAAUGGUAUGGAGAGUUGUGCGAAGCAUGACCACUCCUACUAUCGAUUCGACAUUGAUGCAGAGAAGCUAACCACAACUCGAGUGCCGGCCCCAGAUACCAAUCUUUCUAAGUGGAAUCUGUAUUUCGGAGAAUGUAAGGGUCAUUUGCUUCUUAUACAAAUGCCUCAGUACAAUUCUACUAAGUUCAGGGUGCUUGAGAUGAUGGACGGGGAGAACAGCUUUCGGUGGACUGUUAAAUACGUUGUCGAUGUGACCCCAUUAAUAUUUCCACGAAUAAGAAACUGUAAAUUUGUGGUGGUAAGUGUUGUGAAUGUGGGAGCAAAGGAAAAUCAUCUUGCAGUGGUGUUCUACAUUCGUGGCAAAGUCAUGUUGUAUAAUAUAAAGUGCAAGACAUUGAAGGUGCUUUGCGAUUUGCCUAGAAGUGAAUUGGCAAUCUGGAUGGUUCAAACAUUGAGUAUUUUGCUCUGUAGCUGUAGUAGUUGCUUGUUCAUUGAAAGUCUGACGCCUGUUUUAACUCCUGUUUGA